Molecule: messenger RNA, 1363 nt
Organism: Cyprinodon variegatus (sheepshead minnow)
Lineage: Eukaryota; Metazoa; Chordata; Actinopteri; Cyprinodontiformes; Cyprinodontidae
Exons: 2
Coding region: 1-786 (261 amino acids)
Source: RefSeq, a predicted model, not a curated record
AUGCUAUCAAGGUUAAGUGGAGAAACUCCUGGCGGUAAAAAGCGACGGAUCAAGUUGGUGGUUGACCGAGAGUACGAGACCAGCUCCACCGGUGAGGAGAGCAUCCCAGAGACCCAACGUAGCCGUUUAUCCUCCACACACAACAGCCACAUCAACCUUAAUGGAGGAAUCUAUGUGGCCCAGAACGGCUCCAUCGUACGCACCAGACGAUCUGCCAACGCAUCAGGUCCUUCACAGAGCACCAGCUCCACAAAGAACAACCUAAAACCAAACUCUCCCAUCUUCAGCUCACGGCUAGCUAAGCACUUUAAAAAACUGGAUAAAAUGGCUGCUACUUUGGAGGAGAGGGUCCCCCUGAACACCACCAGGGCCCCAGCAGGAAGUGGACGCCACACACUGAGCACUUUCCAGAGCUGCAGAAGGGCUGCGUCAGCAACGGCCCCCUCCUCUCUCUCUAACACUGACAACAUGCUGAAUGUGUUAAACACGCGACAAUCCAGCGUAUCUUUAGGGUCAACCAGCACCAACAACACAGGCCCUGAAAGCAUGGUGUCUAAACCUGACGUGCUCCCAGCUGCACUAGGCAUCACAGAACAGGAGGAGAAUGCAGCAGACAGACACAGACCAACAGGGGGCGAGCUGGAAUCAAAGGUGGAUGGAAACAGCAACGUGGAGUCUGCUGUGAGAGAACCUCUGGAUUGCCCGAGUGACAGAACACAAUCUGAUGAGGAAGAGUUGUGGAUGGGCCCCUGGAACAGCCUUCACAUACCCAUGACCAAACUCUGAGUCCAACGCCACUGUGCUCGUUCAUUAUUGCCAAGACCAUUCAAUGUUUUCAAUAUUAUUUCUUUUAAAACUCUGUGAAGCUAGUGGGGAAGCCCCAGUGCUGCAAAUAUAUAUAUUAGUUGAUUUAUACUGGCAACAAUUGACUUUGCAUACUCUGGCACUGGUAUUACAUCAUUUAUUUGUAUUGUAUCUUGAGUUCAAUGGGAGCUGCUGGAAAAAAACAGCAAGUACUGUGAAAUUUAAUGGGGCAUUUUCUGCAAUGUCUGUUUCAACCUCUGCAUCCACUCAUUUCAGCCUCUCAGAACUGCAGCGCCCUCAGAAAGUGGACCUACAGUGAUUAUAUCCAACAACAGUGAGCAUUUAACAGUGAGGGGACAAAAACUUGAUUCUUCUUAUUGGCCCUUUAAGCGGCUGGUGUCUGUAAGGAACUAUGCUCCUUUCAUUCAGGUUUACGGCCAACGGUGCAACUCAUCUUUAAUUAGCCUGAUGCAUUUCAUUGACACAUGCAGUCUUGUAUUGUUCACACUUGCCUUUUUAUUCUUGUCAAGCUGCUUGGCAAACUUAUUCCAAAUAAAGU